Messenger RNA from Fonticula alba, 489 nucleotides. RefSeq lists its product as hypothetical. The record is from RefSeq and is a predicted model, not a curated record. NCBI's taxonomy places the organism in Eukaryota, Rotosphaerida, Fonticulaceae. The transcript has 2 exons. Bases 1 to 489 code for a protein of 162 amino acids. Gene Ontology annotation, molecular function: GTP binding; GTPase activity.
AUGCAGCGCUGGCGCGAUGAGGUCAUCACCAACCUCGGCGGCGAGCCCGGGCCGAGCUUUGUCUACAACCCCGAAGAGUCCCUGCUGCCUGCCGGCGCCGGGGGACACGACAGCAACCUCAGCAUUCCGGAUUCCGAGGAGGACCCGUCGGCCGGCCGGCCUGCGGCCCCCAUGCCCACCCCCGGCCCGUCGUUGGCCGCGGCCCCGGGCGGCGAUCCGCGCGGCGGCAGGCUCCCAGCCAUUGUCAUCAUCGGCAACAAGAUCGAUCUCGAGUCCCAGCGCGAGGUGUCCACGGCCGAGGCCGAGGCCUACGCCAAGUUCAUUGGCUGCACCUACCUGGAGACGUCGGCCCGGACGGGCGAGAAUGUGCUCCUCUGUUUCGAGACUCUCGUGCGCUCUAUUCCCCAUGAGCAGGAGGCUCCGCCGGCGCAGCCCUCCGUCAAUUUGGCCGACGAAUCGGCCGAGGCCAAGCGUGGCUUCUGCUGUUAG